UCUCUGUAGGAAUUACUGAUUGUAACACACUGAAAUAUGUCUUCAGUAGCAGUGCCAUUUUACCAGAGGAGGCACAAACACUUUGAUCAGUCCUACCGCAACAUUCAGACAAGAUAUGUCCUUGAGGAAUAUGCCGCAAGAAAGGCUGCUUCCAGACAGACUGCUUAUUAUGAAUUACCUGGCCUGGGAAAAACAACAUGCAGACUCUGUGCCAGGAGGGCACGCAGUUUGGCUCAUGAGGCAAUACAAGAAUCUAGGAAAAGAACCCAUGAACAAAAGACUCAUGCAAGUGAAGAGAAAAGAAUACGGUUCGCCAAUGAAUUGUCUGUUUUGGAAAAAGAGAUUCACACAGCCAGGCACCGUGCUAGAGAACAUCUGGAUAGACUUGAAGUGCAAAGGAUGGUGGAAGAAAACAUGGCUCUAGAAAGACACGCUCUUGAAGAAAGUAUAAGUCGAGCUCCUGAAAUACUAGUACGCCUGAGGUCUCACACUGUCUGGGAAAAGAUGUCUGUGAGCCUUUGCUUCACUGUGCAAGGAUUUCCCACCCCUGUUGUACAAUGGUACAAAAAUGAAGAAUUGAUUAGCCCUGCAAGUGAUCCAACAAAGUACAGAAUUGAAAGCAAAUAUGGAGUACACGUGUUGCAUAUAAACAGAGCUGAUUUUGAUGAUUCUGCUACCUAUUCAGCAGUUGCAACAAAUAUCCACGGGCAGGCAUCAACUAAUUGUGCUGUGGUUGUACGAAGGUACAGAGAAGGUGAAGAGCCUCACCCAGCUGGGAUAAUGCCCUUCCACUUACCCCUGUCGUAUGAUGUUUGCUUCACCCACAUUGAUGUCCAGUUUCUGGAGAAGUUUGGAGUCACUUUUGCAACUGAAGGUGAAACACUGACCCUGAAGUGUUCGAUGUUGAUCACCCCAGACCUGAAAAGACUACAACCUCGUGCUGAGUGGUACAGAGAUGAUGUGUUGAUAAAGGACUCCAAGUGGACAAAGCUGUAUUUUGGAGAAGGCCAGGCAGCUCUUUCUUUUACCCAUCUGAACAAAGAUGACGAAGGUUUAUACACCCUGCGCAUGGUAACAAGAGGUGGUGUGAGUGAAUACAGUGCAUACCUGUUUGUCAGAGAUGCUGAUGCAUUGAUCGCAGGAGCACCAGGGGCACCGAUGGAUGUUAAAUGCCAUGAUGCUAACAGAGACUAUGUUAUUGUUACCUGGAAACCACCAAAUACAAUCAAUGAGAGCCCAGUCAUUGGGUAUUUUGUUGACAAAUGUGAAGUAGGUUUGGAAAACUGGGUUCAGUGCAAUGAUGCUCCUGUAAAAAUCUGCAAGUAUCCUGUGACUGGCCUUUAUGAAGGACGUUCUUACAUAUUCCGUGUGAGAGCAGUGAACAGUGCUGGCAUUAGCAGGCCUUCUCGAGUGUCUGAACCAGUUGCAGCUCUUGACCCUGUUGACCUGGAGAGAACACAAACUAUUCAUGUGGAUGAAGGGCGGAAGGUUGUGAUCAGUAAGGACGACCUAGAAGGUGAUAUUCAGAUUCCAGGCCCUCCCACCAAUGUACAUGCCUCAGAAAUCAACAAAACAUAUGUUGUACUCAGCUGGGAUCCACCUGUUCCCCGUGGCAGGGAGCCACUGACGUAUUUCAUUGAAAAGUCCAUGGUUGGCAGUGGAAGCUGGCAAAGAGUCAAUGCACAGGUUGCAGUAAAAUCCCCUCGCUAUGCAGUGUUUGACCUUGCAGAAGGAAAACCAUACGUUUUCCGAGUCUUGUCAGCAAACAAGCAUGGCAUCAGUGAUCCAUCUGAAAUAACAGUACCUAUUCAACCAGAAGAUACCAUUGUUGCUCCAUCUACACCUGGUCAGGUAGUGGCUACAAGAAACACAAAAACAUCAGUUGUGGUUCAAUGGGAUAAACCAAAGCAUGAAGAGGAUUUAUAUGGCUACUAUAUUGACUACUCUGUGGUGGGAUCAAAUCACUGGGAACCUAGUAACCAUAAACCUAUUAAAUAUAAUAGGUUUGUUGUUCAUGGUUUGGAAACUGGACAGCAGUACAUCUUUCGUGUGAAAGCUGUGAAUGCUGUAGGAUUCAGUGAAAAUUCACAGGAGUCAGAGGCUAUAACAGUACAGGCAGCCCUUAGGCAAAGUGUAUCUCAUAUGGCUUGUCCAUCAUACCCUCAUGGUAUCACACUUCUGAAUUGCGAUGGUCAUUCAAUGACCCUUGGCUGGAAAGCACCAAGGUACAGUGGAGGUUCACCAAUCCUUGGUUAUUAUAUGGAUAAACGGGAAGCUAAUCAUCAAAACUGGCACGAAGUCAAUUCUUCCCUUAUUAUCCAGACGAUUUACACGGUGGAGGAUUUGACAGAAGAUGCCUUCUAUGAAUUCAAAGUUGCUGCUGCAAAUGUGGUUGGAAUAGGUCAACCUUCAGAUCCCAGUGAGCAUUUUAAGUGUAAAGCCUGGACUAUGCCAGAACCUGGUCCUGCCUAUGAUCUCACCAUUUGUGAAGUUAGAAAUACAUCCCUGGUUCUUCUGUGGAAAGCUCCUGUGUAUGAAGGCAAAAGCCCUAUUACUGGGUAUUUAGUGGACUAUAAGGAAGUAGAUACAGAAGACUGGAUCACUGCUAAUGAAAAGCCUACUCCAAAGCGCUAUUUUAAGGUCACUAAUUUACAAGAGGGUCAUAGCUAUGUUUUCAAAGUUCGUGCAGUAAAUGAUGGUGGGAUAGGCAAGUCAUCUGAAAUAUCUGAACCAGUGCUUGUCGAGGCACGGCCAGGAACAAAAGAAAUCUUUUCAGGUGUGGACGAUGAAGGUAAUAUUUACCUGGCUUUUGAGUGCAAAGAAGCUACAGAUGCAUCUCAUUUUGUGUGGGGUAAAUCAUAUGAGGAGAUUGAUGAUUUUGACAAGUUUAAGAUUGAAACAGAAGGAAGUUGUUCAAAGCUGUACUUCAAAAAUCCUGAUAAAUCAGACUUGGGAACUUAUUCUAUCUCAGUUAGUGACACAGAUGGAGUUUCAUCCAGCUUUGUUAUGGAUGAUGAAGAGUUUGAACGUUUGAUGGCAUUAAGCAAUGAGAUAAAGAAUCCAACAAUACCUCUGAAAUCAGAAUUAGCUUAUGAGGUUCUUGAGAAAGGACAAGUUCGUUUCUGGAUUCAGGCUGAAAGCUUAUCACCAGAUUCUACCUUCAGAUUUGUUAUUAAUGAUAGAGAAGUUGAAAACAGCGAUGUAAGUAUAUAUUCAGUACUAUAUAUGUGUGAUUUUGUUUAAUAAACCUUUCUGCAU
Messenger RNA from Neopsephotus bourkii (Bourke's parrot), 3258 nucleotides. RefSeq names its product myomesin 2 (gene MYOM2). Lineage: Eukaryota; Metazoa; Chordata; Aves; Psittaciformes; Psittacidae. The record is from RefSeq and is a predicted model, not a curated record. The transcript is spliced from 25 exons. Gene Ontology annotation, molecular function: protein binding. The coding region runs from base 37 to 3243 and encodes 1068 amino acids.